This is a messenger RNA of Oncorhynchus kisutch (coho salmon), 1316 nucleotides long. Its product is annotated as zinc finger protein 436-like. Gene Ontology annotation, cellular component: nucleus. Bases 1 to 1218 code for a protein of 405 amino acids. The record is from RefSeq and is a predicted model, not a curated record. NCBI's taxonomy places the organism in Eukaryota, Metazoa, Chordata, Actinopteri, Salmoniformes, Salmonidae. Gene Ontology annotation, biological process: regulation of gene expression. The transcript has 3 exons.
AUGCGUCCUGCUCCCUCCAGAGAGGAGAGCGUGAGCGCCCUCGUCUCCUGCUUGACUCGGCGAGCCCUCGAGUGGGCCAACGCAGUGUGGAAUGGUCCGGACUCGGCGAGGGAUAAUUACCCAGAGUUCACCCGCCGAUUCCGAGCUGUGUUUGACCAUCCACCAGAGGGUCGGGCGGCGGGUGAACAGCUGUUCCACCUGCGUCAGGAGAUGAGGAGCGUACUGGACUUUGCUCUGGAGUUCAGGACCUUGGCCGCAGGAGCAGGGUGGAACGACAGGGCCUUGAUAGAUAAUUUCAGAUGCAGUCUCAGGGAGGACGUCCGCAGGGAGCUGGCAUGUCGGGACACCACCUUCACCCUGGAUGAACUCAUUGACUUGGCUAUCCGUCUCGACAACCUGCUGGCUGCCCGUGGGCGUUCGGAUCAGGAAGAGAAAGAGGAGGGUGUAGUGUUUGGAGUGAAGAAGGAAGGAAAGGAGGAGACGGAAGGAGAGAGAUGUGACCUCCGUGGAUUCUCUGGGGAGCCUCAACAACAUCAUGAACCUGACGAGGCAGAGAAGAGUCUCUUCACAUCAGAACACCACAAGAAACACCAUCAGAGACCCACAGGAAAGAAACCUCACUGCUGCUCUGACUGUGGGAAACGUUUCAAAUCUUCAUCAGAAUUGAAAAAACACCAGCGAUUACACACAGGAGAGAAGCCUUAUAGCUGUAAUCAAUGUGGGAAGAGUUUUACUCAGUCAAGCCACCUGGUAUCACACAAGAGAACACACACAGGAGAGAAGCCUUAUAGCUGUGAUCAGUGUGGCAAGAGUUUUACUCAGUCAAGUAGCCUGGUAUCACACCAGAGAACACACACAGGAGAGCAGCCAUAUAGCUGUGAUCAGUGUGGCAAGGGUUUUACUCUGUCAACCAACCUGGUAUCACACCAGAGAACACAUACAGGACAUCAGCCAUAUAGCUGUGAUGUAUGUGCAGACAGUUUUACUACAUCAAGCCAGCUGGUAGUACACCAGCGAGUACACACAGGAGAGAAACCUUAUAGCUGUAAUCAGUGUGGGAAGAGUUUUACUCAGUCAAACAGCCUGAAAUCACACCAGAGAACACACACGGGAGAGAAACCUUAUAGCUGUGAUCAAUGUGACAAGAGAUACUCUCAUUCAAGUAGUCUGAUUAAACAUCAGAAAAUACACGCUGGAGAUCCACGGAGUGUGGAAUGAUCUCCAACACCAGACCUGGAUAGCAGAACACAGAGUGUAGAAUGAUCUCCAACACCAGACCUAUAUACAGUUGAAGUCAUAAGUUUACAUACACCUUA